Messenger RNA from Mytilus trossulus (common blue mussel), 837 nucleotides. RefSeq lists its product as uncharacterized. The coding region runs from base 1 to 837 and encodes 278 amino acids. The record is from RefSeq and is a predicted model, not a curated record. The transcript has 2 exons. NCBI's taxonomy places the organism in Eukaryota, Metazoa, Mollusca, Bivalvia, Mytilida, Mytilidae.
AUGGCACAGGUGUUGUCAGUUUCAGGAAAUGUUAGACUUGGAUUUGCUUUCAAAACUUCAUUCCACCAUGAUUUCGGAAGAAUCACUGGUAUAGCAGCGUCAACAAGGGGGAACAUUUUACUAUGCGACUAUGAUAAUAAGAAGCUGAUUCUAGUAAAUCCUUUUGGAAAAUACCUAAAUAAACUUAGCCUGGAAAGUGAGCCUUAUGAUGUGGCAAUUACAAGUCAAAACAUAGGACAUAUAACUCAACCCAACACCAGAUAUGUAUUACAGAUCGACCCUGACCGACUGGUUGUACUAUAUAAAGCAACAAGCAAUGACAUGCACAUUUCCGUGAAUUGUGCAUCAGCAGUUCCUAAUUCUGGAUUGGACAUACCAAAUAAAGUUUCAUGUUAUCUCGGGGUGACGGUGAAUGGUUCUUUAUGCCUCACACAGGAAACUCACAUAAGUUCAAAUGGAUAUGCAAUUGAUCAUCGUGUUAUGAAGUUCCAUGCAGUUGAUGUUGGAACUUUCUUGUAUUGUAUAGGUGACCAGAAUUAUAUCAAAUUUACAAAAUCUAGUAGUCUGGGAUAUCAUUGUAAAGAGCACAUUGUCAAUAUUGAAACUAUGGUAAUGCCCACUGAUAUAUGCUCUGAUAACAAUGGACACAUCUACGUCAUUGGACAGGGUUCAAAUAACAUACACCGGCUGACAAAUGAUGGAAAGGUUAUAGAUAUACCACUGGACUGUAGACAUGGUAUCAAACAACCAGUUGCACUAAGUUUAAAUCAAGACUAUGUUAAGUUAUAUGUUGUCAAUGAAUGGGGAAAAUCAGUAUUGGUUUUUGAUGUGAUUUGA